GAUAGAUCUCCUCCUUCCCUCCUUCUCCUUCUCCUUCUCCUUCCUCCCUGUUCCUUCUCUCUUCCUUUCUUCGCUCCUCUAUACCUUCGAUUUUCCCUCCCCUGUCUCCUAGGAUCUUUCUCACUGCCCCUCACAAUGGCUGCUCCUCAGGGAUACCCUCUUCUGUGCUUGGAGAACCCCCUCCUCGACAUCCAGGCUGUUGGUGAUGCUGCCCUUCUCCAGAAGUAUGGCCUGAAGGACAACGAUGCCAUCCUUGCCGAAGAAAAGCACAUGGAUCUCUACGGAGAGCUGUUCCAGAAGCAGGAUGUGAAGCUGAUCGCCGGUGGUGCUGCUCAGAACACUGCCCGUGGUGCUCAGUACAUCCUCCCCGACAACUCUGUCCUCUACAUCGGCUGCGUCGGCCGUGACAAGGAAGCCGAAAUCCUGAAGGAGGCCUGCGCCAAGGCCGGUGUCCAUACCGAAUACCGUAUCGAUGAUGCCCAGCCCACUGGCAAGUGCGGUGUGAUCAUCACUGGCCACAACCGCAGCAUGUGCACCCACCUUGCUGCGGCCAACGAGUACAAGAUCGACCAUCUGAAGCAGCCUCACAUCUGGUCUCUCGUCGAGAAGGCACAGUUCUACUACGUCGGUGGUUUCCACUUGACUGUGUGUGUUCCUGCCAUCGAGGCCCUUGGUCAGGAAGCUGCUGCCAAAAACAAGGUCUUCAUGCUUAACCUCUCUGCCCCCUUCAUCGCCCAGUUCUUCAAGGAGCAGCUGGACACUGUUCUCCCCUACACCGACUACACCUUCUGUAACGAGACUGAGGCUCGUGCUUUCUCCGAGAGCCACAGCUGGGGAACUGACGAUGUCGUCGAGAUCGCCAAGAAGUUGGCUCAGCUGCCCAAGAAGAAUACCAGUCGUCCCCGCGUUGCCAUCGUGACUCAGGGCACUCUCCCCACCGUCGCUGCUAUUGGUAAGCCCAGCGGUGAGGUUGAGGUCAAGGAGUUCCCCGUGCGCGAGAUCCCCAAGAGCAGCAUCAACGACACCAACGGUGCCGGUGACGCUUUCUGCGGUGGUUUCUGCGGUGGUAUCGUUCAGGGCAAGUCUCUCGAAGAGAGCAUCGACAUGGGCCAGUGGCUUGCUUCCCUCAGCAUCCAAGAAUUGGGUGCCUCGUUCCCCUUCCCCAAGCAGGCCUACAGCCCUACCAACCGGUCCUAAGCAUCUUCACUAAAUCCCCCUCAUCGAACACCCGCCAUUCGCGAAUCAUGGGGCCAUAGCACUUUCC
This is a messenger RNA of Aspergillus sclerotioniger CBS 115572, 1264 nucleotides long. RefSeq names its product adenosine kinase. Bases 136 to 1197 code for a protein of 353 amino acids. NCBI's taxonomy places the organism in Eukaryota, Fungi, Ascomycota, Eurotiomycetes, Eurotiales, Aspergillaceae. Gene Ontology annotation, cellular component: cytosol; nucleus. The record is from RefSeq and is a predicted model, not a curated record. Gene Ontology annotation, biological process: purine ribonucleoside salvage. Gene Ontology annotation, molecular function: adenosine kinase activity. The transcript has 7 exons.